CCUGCCCCAUUCACCAUCCACUAGUUGGAAUUUGGAAGUGGGAAGGAAAUAGCAAAACCCUUCCCCUUCUUCUCAAAACCUCUGGCCCCAUUUUCCCAAAACCCUCUCCUUCCUCCUCCAACCAACCCUUUCAAUCCCCCUUCACCCCUUUACUCUCUUCUCAUCUCCCCAACACCUCCACCCCCCCCUACCUUCCUCAGACCCAGCAUUAAAUACUCCAAACACCACCAAAACCCCUUCCCCUUACCUUUAAACUGCAAAGAAAACUAGAAACAAGAGAAAAUCCCUCAUCCUUUCCUUCUUGUUAAAACCACCCCGUAAGAUAUGGCUUCUACCUCUGGAGCCUCCUCUCACACCCAUCUCCUCCUCCUCCUCCUCCUCCUCCUGCUGCUCCUCUCUAUGUCUUCCAUGUCCACCAAAGUAGCCAUGCCUCCUGGGGCAGCGAACGAGCGGAUGCUGGUGAUGAAGCCUGUGUCGGGGAUGCAAUCGGUGCUGCUCGAUGGACCGCCACGGCGGCGGCUGAAUAGCUUCCGGAUAUGUGCCCUCUGCACUUGCUGUGGGGGCUCCAGGGGCCUCUGCCUGCCUUCGCCUUGCUGCUAUGCCAUCAACUGCAACAUUCCCAACAGGCCUUUCGGCUUCUGCUCCUUCACUCCCCAGACUUCAGCAAAACUCAAGCAACUCAUUGGUGCAUUCCUCCAUUCCCUCGGCGAAAACAGUGAGUGGCUUGGAAGAAUAUCCAAUAACAUUCAGAGUUGAGACCAUUCAAUCUGGACAUCACAGUGAGAGAAUCAUCUUCUAGCCAAGUAAGGGGCACAUAGAACCUACUCUUUAGCAAUAGCAUCCCCCUCUCAGGCUGCUAACAGUUCUGCACAGGGAACAGUGAAUGGUUGGAGCUCUCUGCAGCUGGUACACAAAAUAUGAUCAUCUUCAUUUUCUAGUCUUAGGAUGAAGCUUGCACUGAUGGAUGGCUUACCUCUGGUACUACACUGUCAAAGUUGGGUUUGACUGCGCCAAUUAUGGGGUUCUGCAAAUAGACAAGUGCUUGUGUGGAAGAAACAGGAUUUUGUUUAGCUUCUUUUGCUUGCACUGUGAAACUUUGCAGGCCAAAUAAGCAGUUGGCUUAAGGUUGAGUGUAUGAAAACCUUAUUUUUCUUGAAAAUUUUACUUUUUUAUUUGUUUGUUUCA
This is a messenger RNA of Phoenix dactylifera (date palm), 1185 nucleotides long. NCBI's taxonomy places the organism in Eukaryota, Viridiplantae, Streptophyta, Magnoliopsida, Arecales, Arecaceae. The record is from RefSeq and is a predicted model, not a curated record.